AUGCUUGUCAAAUAUUAUAACAAGCUACUCAGUUUUGGUACUGGUAACCGAACGUCAGCUUUCCUUCACAGUUGGAGAAAUAACCAAAGGCUCAAGAGAAACAGCCCUUUCAGUCUAGUGAUCGGUGAUAAUUUGACUUAUGAUAAUGUUGAGCCGCACUAUCUGAACUCUUGUGUUGAUCCAAGCGAGGGACUCCAGAGAGUGUAUUUCCACCCAUUUCCUCCUGUACAUGUCAGCAAAUCUUCUGACGUUCCUGAGUAUCUGAGACAAAUUGNUCCAGUUUAUUGUUGUGCUUCUGAGACCCAACUUGAGAGGCUUGAACGGGUUCAGCUUAGUGCUGCGCGGAUCAUUACAGGUUUACGUAACAGCUGCCCCAACGAUAUUGUCCUCUUUGAGGCUGACUUACAACCGCUCAGUUUUCGAAGAAAAUCAAUGCUUGUCAAAUAUUAUAACAAACUACUCAGUUUUGGUACUGGUAACCGAACGUCAGCUUUCCUUCACAGUUGGAGAAAUAACCAAAGGCUCAAGAGAAACAGCCCUUUCAGUCUAGUGAUCGGUGAUAAUUUGACUUAUGAAAAUGUUGAGCCGCACUAUCUGAACUCUUGUGUUGAUCCAAUCGAGGGACUCCAAAGAGUGUAUUUCCACCCAUUUCUUCCUGUUCAUGUCAGCAAUUCUUCUGACGUUCGUGAGUAUCUGAGACAAAUUGCUCUUGCAUUGAUCAACAGCAUUCCGAGAGAGGCAACUAUUAUUUAUACAGAUGACAGUAGGAAUGCCGAUUCUUGUUCUGGCAGUGGUGUCUUCGUCAGAUCCAAUCACAGCUCUUACCAUAUCAAGUUGAGAAAUCCUGAUCACUGCUCUGUUUUUCGCAGCGAGCUGAUCGCUAUAGAUGCUGGAUUGGGCGCUGUGCUUACUUUUCCUGGAUCAAAUGACAUCUGGAUUUUGAGCGAUAGUAAGAGUGCAAUCCAGCACCUUUCGGAUUGGCACGGGGUGGGUGACAGUGAUGGAGUUUCAAUUUUAAACAAGCUGAAGACCCUUUCUUUCUCCCUUAAUAUACACUUGCAAUGGAUCCGAUCUCAUGUCGAUGUUGAGGGUAAUGAGAUUGCAGACUCCUUGGCUAAGAGCGGAACUGAUUUGCCCCUGCAUUCUUCGGCAUCUCUGACUUUCUCGGUGCUCCACUCCCGUUUUAACAGGCUUCGUGAUCCUGUGGCCCCUCCUGCUCAUCAUUGGUAUCAGUGCAACCGCCCAGGUGGCAGCCUGACCCUUCAGUGCAGUAGGCGGGAUCAGACGGUUAUAUCAAGAUUUCGAAGCGGUCACCUAAGAACUAUGUUGUUCAGUAAUGGUUCAAGAGUUUUCCCUGCUUGCACUAAGUGUAACGACCAACAAGCUACUCCUGAGCAUAUACUUCAAUGCCUAAAUAUCUCUAAAGUGGACCUCUUUUCAGAUCCACUUUUUGUUACAGAUUUACUCAGAGUCUCUGGAGUCAUGGACUUGGUUUAG
Parasteatoda tepidariorum (common house spider) is the source of this 1497-nucleotide messenger RNA. RefSeq lists its product as uncharacterized. NCBI's taxonomy places the organism in Eukaryota, Metazoa, Arthropoda, Arachnida, Araneae, Theridiidae. The record is from RefSeq and is a predicted model, not a curated record.